AUCAUUGUUGGUUGAAUCGUCGCCAUGGGAGGUCAGGAGCAACGUCUUUCUUCCCCGACAUGGUUCUCCCAUCUCUCUUCCUCUGCUCGCCGAGUCAAAUCUCUCUCCCCCAUCUCCGAUGCCCACGAAACUCCUGUUCGCUCCUCCUUGGUUCGCCGCCUCGGCCUCUUCGACCUCAUCCUUCUCGGCGUCGGCGCUUCCAUCGGCGCCGGCAUCUUCGUCGUCACCGGCACCGUCGCUCGUGAUGCUGGACCCGGAGUCACCGUCAGUUUCUUGAUCGCCGGAGCUUCCUGCGUCCUGAACGCCCUCUGUUAUGCUGAGCUGGCAUCUCGUUUUCCGGCCGUUGUAGGGGGAGCCUACCUCUACUCUUAUUCCGCUUUCAACGAAAUCACGGCUUUUCUCGUUUUCGUCCAAUUGAUGCUCGAUUACCACAUUGGAGCGGCUAGUAUCUCACGAAGCCUCGCGAGCUAUGUUGUUGCUCUUCUUCAGCUCUUCCCAGUUUUCAAGGACAUCAUUCCGAGCUGGUUGGCAAGUGGCCAAGAACUAUUGGGUGGAAUGCUUUCUAUUAAUAUCCUCGCUCCGAUUUUACUAGCACUUUUGACCCUCAUUCUAUGCCGUGGGGUGGGAGAGUCUUCUACUGUUAACUCCGUCAUGACUGCAACGAAGGUCGUGAUUGUUAUCGUCGUGAUCUGUGCCGGUGCUUUUGAUAUUGAUGUGGAAAAUUGGUCUCCUUUUGUUCCAAAUGGGUUCAAAGCAGUACUAACGGGGGCAACUGUAGUGUUCUUUUCUUAUGUCGGAUUUGAUGCUGUUGCUAAUUCUGCUGAAGAAUCGAAGAGACCUCAGCGAGAUUUGCCGAUUGGAAUUUUGGGCAGCCUUCUGAUAUGUAUUGCAUUGUACAUUGGUGUCUGCUUAGUGCUCACCGGGAUGGUCCCUUUCAGUCUCCUCAGCGAAGAUGCUCCUUUGGCCGAAGCUUUUACAUCAAAGGGUAUGAAGGUUGUCUCAGUUUUAAUCAGCAUAGGUGCUGUCGCUGGGCUAACAACCACACUUCUGGUCGGUCUUUAUGUUCAGUCCAGGUUAUAUCUGGGACUUGGAAGGGAUGGGCUAUUACCUUCAAUCUUUUCCAGAGUACACCCAACUCUUCACACACCCGUUCAUUCUCAAAUCUGGUGUGGCAUUGUUGCUGGCAUUCUAGCUGGCAUAUUCAAUGUGCAUAGUCUUUCACACAUUCUGUCCGUUGGUACAUUGACAGGGUAUUCGGUUGUUGCAGCUUGUGUUGUUGCCUUGAGAUUGAAUGAUAAGGGAGGGAGUCAUGUUUCAUCCGGAUGGAUGUCAAGUUGGCAGGAAGGCAUCAUUUGCCUCCUUGUAACUGCGUGCAGUGGUUUUGCUGCUGGUGUGUGCUACCGUUUCAGUGCUUCAGUCAUUUUUCUUUUCCUCUCAGUUGGUAUGGCAAUUAUUGCUUCUGCCAUUCUCCAUUAUCGCAAAGCAUAUGGUCAGUCUCCAGGCUCUGGGUUCUGCUGUCCGGGUGUACCCGUCGUUCCAUGCGUUUGCAUUUUCUUCAACAUCUUCUUAUUUGCUCAGUUGCAUUACGAAGCGUGGAUACGAUUUCUUGUCGUAAGCGUUAUUGCAACUGCAGUUUAUGCAUUGUACGGACAGUACCAUGCAGAUCCCAGCUCAAAUGCGACGACGUUGAUUUAUCAAAGGGCACCCCAAACUGAAUCUCCGUGACAUUUCAAGUACAUAUCUUGACGUUGUUUGUUCAUAGUGUAUCCGAUGUACGAGCAAUAACGACGACGAUUCAGUAUACAUUACCUCGAUGUAAAUGAAUUUAUCCUAAAGAUGCCCUUUGUCCGAUCUCA
Tarenaya hassleriana is the source of this 1856-nucleotide messenger RNA. RefSeq names its product cationic amino acid transporter 9, chloroplastic. The transcript is spliced from 8 exons. NCBI's taxonomy places the organism in Eukaryota, Viridiplantae, Streptophyta, Magnoliopsida, Brassicales, Cleomaceae. Gene Ontology annotation, molecular function: amino acid transmembrane transporter activity. Bases 25 to 1725 code for a protein of 566 amino acids. Gene Ontology annotation, biological process: transmembrane transport; amino acid transport. The record is from RefSeq and is a predicted model, not a curated record. Gene Ontology annotation, cellular component: membrane.